AUGGAAACUGCCAUAGCUCGUGGCCAAGGAAAAUCGACAACUGGAGCCGCGCUGCAGAAAGCAACGUUAGAAUGCAUAAUGCCGCCGCAGGUUGCUCUGAUAAUCGAAGCCGAAACGGACAGCGUUAAUCGGACAAUGAUGGAUUUGAGACAUCUAGUUAAAACUCAUGGGGGAACUGUUACACCUACAGCAUAUCUGUUCCAGAAAAAGGGAUGCGUCACAUUCGAGAAGGACGAAAAGAACCUGGGAGUUGACGAUGUGAUGGAUGAGGCGAUCGAAGCAGGGGCCGAAGAUUUAGAGGUGGACGAUGAGGGGAAUAUCAUUGUUUGGACGGAGCCGAAUAUGGUAACAGCAGCCGGAGAUGCUUUGCAGAAGAAAUUCGACAUAAAAAUCGCAAGUUCGGAUAUUCUCUGGGAUCCUAAUGAGGAUACAAAUGUGCCAGUUGAUGCAGGAGACGCCACAGAUAGGCUCAUUUCCUUCAUUGAGUCUGCAAGAGAUAAUUCAGAUGUUCAGGGGAUAUAUGCGAACAUUGUACAGGGAAAUAUUGAAGAUGGACAAUGGGAAGAUUUGGUCAGUGGAUUAGACUGA
Messenger RNA from Sclerotinia sclerotiorum 1980 UF-70, 588 nucleotides. RefSeq lists its product as hypothetical. Gene Ontology annotation, cellular component: mitochondrion. The coding region runs from base 1 to 588 and encodes 195 amino acids. The transcript has a single exon. The record is from RefSeq and is a predicted model, not a curated record. Lineage: Eukaryota; Fungi; Ascomycota; Leotiomycetes; Helotiales; Sclerotiniaceae.